Molecule: messenger RNA, 2020 nt
Organism: Aureobasidium pullulans EXF-150
Lineage: Eukaryota; Fungi; Ascomycota; Dothideomycetes; Dothideales; Saccotheciaceae
Exons: 3
Coding region: 303-1883 (526 amino acids)
Source: RefSeq, a predicted model, not a curated record
GAAGGGUGACACAGGAAGCUGGGCUGUCUUGCUUGUCGCACUCUCGCUCUCUACCGUCUGCACUGGCGACUUGCUCGCCGAUUAUACUUCAGUUCAUUCUAGAAGGGCGAAGCAGGGAGCUGGGUGGUUACGGGAAAGGGGUUGAGUUCUUCGAGGAUAGAAGUCUUGGGUUCACUUGCGACAUCGAGUCAGGGCUGCUCGAGACAAUCGAUCGAAGCCCGGGCGGGAGGGAUCUCGCUUCGACGAGGGCCUUGUCAGUAUAAUACACACACGAGCUGAACUGAUUUGUAUAGAAGGCGAAAAUGCCCAAAGGCAAACGAUCGGCUCGAGCAUCGUGGCUCUUUCGCGACAAACCAGCUGUUGCAUCGGCGAACGAUACCUUUGGUCGCUUUAACAUCUCAAUCAAGUAUGAUGAAUCCAAGGCCGAAGGCUCUAUUGUUAUUCAACAUGCUGUCCAUCUCCAAGGCUUCCAGUCUGAACAAACCCUUGACCUUGUCCUACGUCCUGAAAGCAUUGUCGCUUGUGAUUUACUCCUUGACAACCAGAACCAUAGACUGCCACCAGAGGUCCUCAAUCUAAUACCAACCAACCGAACCGACAUAUGGAGUCUGUCGUUGACGCUGCAUGCACCUGGAAAUGUUAUAUGCCCAACAGCACCCCUUCCCCUAUCGUUCAUGUCGACCAGUUUUGGACAGCAAUUCGCUGCCUUCUCUGGCCUGUGUCAGACAACGAAGCUCCAGAUAUACCUGGGCAGAGAUCAGCUCUCGGCUGAGCAUCGCUUACGGCUCGAGAACUUCGCAUCCGCCAUCGCCCUUCGCAAACUCCGCGCGAAUCCUAUCGACCUUCGUAGCCUCGGUGGCGGCGGAGGCAAGCAAGAAACCACAUGGUACAACAUACAUCCACCGCAUUCGGAAGAACAGGCCGAUAGUGGUGCUACAAGGAAACGACGUCGCGUUGAUUCGGACAGCCAGCAGCAGUACUCUGGAGAGCCCUCCAUAAAAUUGCAAAGGUUCUGGGAUAACGUGCCACCAGGUUCGCCGACCGAGGUGAACACACCCAGCACAAGGAACGUCACGCCUUCUCUCAACGAUCUGAACACCCCUGAUACGAGACGAAUGCUCCUCUUUGCAUCCCCGACCCCUGAGAAGGUACUCGAAAGCGCAUUGCCGUCAUCUACCGUAGAAGUCAGGCACAAUCAAGAAAGGAGGCCAGGCUCACGAGCCUGUACACCCCUUCCCCCUUAUCUCCAGGGGUCUGACAACAAGUCCACGCCAUCGCCUGCUCUCCAGAGGACUGACAUAUCUCCGUGGGGGCAUAGUCUAGACAUCAAGCCGACCUUCUUGUCGCCUGACCGGGGACCUGGUGGUGGUGGUGCUUGCGCUGGCCCCUCUCCUGAGCUCACACAGGCCCUAGGUGGUAUGCUGGAGCAAAUGCUGCCCAAGAUCAUCGAAGGGGCAUUCUCAUCUAUCCUGGGCCCCUUGAUUGACGCACGUCUCGAGGCACUAGUGAAUCACAAAAUGGGAGUGCUCGUCCGAGAACAGCUUCCCCGCCUCACCAACCAGGCUCUCCAACAGAACAUGGCCAGGUUCGUCGACGAACUUGAAGACGAACACAAAAGAGCAGAAGUCGAAAUAGGAGAGACUGUCGAUGAAGCCAAGACUGAGCUCAACGAAGCACGCGACAAGGGCAUCGACGACAUCGAGACCUGGGCUCAGGAGCGAUUCGGAAGUUUCGAGGGCGAGGUUGAGGGCAUCAUGAUUUCUGCUGUCGAGUCGCUGGAAGACAAGACGACUGUUCUAAAAGAGCGGCUGGACCGCAAGUUUCGGGGUCAGUGCAGACAAAUAAGGAGGGUACACGGAAGUGCAAGGAGGAGGUCUAUAUAGUAACAUGUGGAACAGCGUAUUCACCCCGUGGCGUCAAUCAUCACCAUCAGUUCUACAAUUCACCUACCCUUUAUCAGUCUUCGCCCCCUUCCUGAAAGCGCAAGAAUGGCACCUCAACAAGUUUAUUGCCAACUCUG